UACCAAUCCCUCUUGAAACACAGGGAAAAUAUAUUGUUCAGCUUACCACAGUGGAUGUAAAAGAACCUCACUUUGAAAUGUUGGAAAAUUGUUAUGGAAAAACCAUUGUUAACAACUCUUAUCCUCCAUCAGACGAUCCUAAUAUUGUUAGAGAUGAUAGUUUUGGAACGUUCAUUUGUUAUAUUGCAUGGUUUGGCUCCUACGAUGCUAAUGCAAUAUCUAAACGAUCUGAUGUACAAAGUGUCGAAUCCGAUUCAUCAUCAUCUACCGCUGAUAAACUCUAA
This is a messenger RNA of Dentiscutata erythropus, 284 nucleotides long. The record is from the annotation of a GenBank genome assembly. Lineage: Eukaryota; Fungi; Glomeromycota; Glomeromycetes; Diversisporales; Gigasporaceae.